Molecule: messenger RNA, 516 nt
Organism: Ilex paraguariensis (yerba mate)
Lineage: Eukaryota; Viridiplantae; Streptophyta; Magnoliopsida; Aquifoliales; Aquifoliaceae
Source: the annotation of a GenBank genome assembly
AUGACAUUAAUUUUAUCCAUUCUUCCUCUUACUUUUUACACAACUAGUAAUUCUUUCAAAGAUGGGCUUCCAAUUUGCGGGCAAAGCUGUGUGGGUCUUGGAACAGUCUUGUUGACACUGGCUGGUCGUGAGAUAUUCACAAAUUUUCUUUCAAGUGCAAUGAUUCAUGCAACCCGUCCAUUUGUCGUGAAUGAGUGGAUUCAGACAAAGAUUGAAGGCUAUGAAAUUUCUGGUACUGUUAAGUGGAUUCAGACAAAGAUUGAAGGCUAUGAAAUUUCUGGUACUGUUAAGCAUGUGGGGUGGUGGUCACCAACAAUUGUAAGGGGUGAAGAUUGCAAAGCUGUUCACAUUCCAAACCAUAAGUUCGCAGUGAAUAUGUUGGGUGGCCAAAUUUAUGACGGUGGGUUUCGCAAAGAAAUGGCAACUCUUUCUGGAAAGUCUCCAAGACCCUACAACAAAGUUGAGAAAAUUGCAAGUCAGUUUGGUCACAUUGUUGUUGAAGUCGAUCAAACUUAG